CUAUUUUCUCCACAUACACAUGCUCGACGCGUCGCACCUUUUCGUCGAAUGACCAACAACUCCUGAUCGCUAGCAGUCCAUCUCGUAGAUGAUAGUCAGAUCUGGGUAGAAACAGCCCCGCUGACCCCAACCGAUCAUGCCAUGACGAGCGAUUCAUCCGCAGGCCUCUAUCCGCGAUACUGCCUCCACCUCUCCCCGACCUUUAACACCUGGUGUCUCCUGCACGCAUCCGACAUCCACGCCCUGAAAUCCGUGCCCGAAUAUGAAGUCCAGGCAUUCUACUUCCACAAUAACUUGCCUAUCAAAUGGGCUCGUAUCGUUGGCAUUGUUGUCGCCGUCGAUGACUUCCCGGGCCGGCGCAUCUACACGGUUGAUGACAGCAGCGGGGCGUGCAUCGAAUGCGUCGUCGUACUGAAGACGCCGCCGUUAUUGGACACGAGCGCACCGAAACCCGGCACGGUCGGAUGGUUCAACGGCAACAGGCCGCAGCCGCAGCCGCCAGCGGACUGCUUGGACGUCGACGUGGGUAGUGUCGUCGACGUCAAGGGGGGCCUCGCGACGUUUCGUGAGGAGAAGCAGAUCAAGAUCGAAAAGGUUAGGAUCAUCAGGUCUACGGAGCAGGAGGUGGCGCUAUGGGAACGGCGCACACGGUUUCGGAAUGACGUCCUUCUGCAGCCUUGGGUGCUCAGUGAGAAGCAAAUACGGAAGUGCAAAAAGGAGGAAUCGAGGGACACUACUGGAAACGACAGUGAUGAGAAACAGCGCAAGAAGGAGAAGAGGCGGGAGCAGAGGAGGAAGUUGGAAGAGGAAAUGCGGCAAAAGGCCGAUGCUGCGGCUGCGGCGGCGGCGGCGGCAGCGAAAGAAGAUCGAUAUCGCGUCCAUAAGCUGGGAAAGGAAGUGGAACGACCGCCGAUGCCUUUUCUCACUUCAGCAGCCGCAGCUCCGAUCGUGGAAGGGGAUCGAUACCGCGUCCAUAAGCUGAGAAAGGAAACAGAGCGACCUCCAAAGGCUAUUUCCCACUCGGCAGCCGCAGAUUCGACCGCAAAAGAGGAUCGAUAUCGUGUUCACAAGCUGGGGAACUUGAGAGUCAACAACUCUGGCAGGAGGACCGGUGCAUCUGGCGGCCUAUUGCGGCAAGUCCUCGAUAGAAGCACCGGUGGGGGGACGUAGUGCCUAGGGACAUUAACUCCUGGGAAAGACUGGUGGGGUAUAGGUGCUCUGGAUUUGGCUUUUAUACAUUGAUACCCAAGGUCGCAAUCGACCAUUCCUCGCCAAUCUAUGCUGAAGGACGCCGUAUCUGAGAAACUAUACCGUCACUGCCC
Messenger RNA from Colletotrichum destructivum, 1322 nucleotides. Its product is annotated as Putative nucleic acid-binding, CST complex subunit Stn1. The coding region runs from base 142 to 1170 and encodes 342 amino acids. NCBI's taxonomy places the organism in Eukaryota, Fungi, Ascomycota, Sordariomycetes, Glomerellales, Glomerellaceae. The record is from RefSeq and is a predicted model, not a curated record. The transcript has 2 exons.